AUGUAUGACGUUGUGGACGAGAAAAUCCAACAUUGCCAGAGCCAUGUUGAAGGUAAUGCAGACGAAUGUCCGCUGCUGGAAAACAAUGCGAACAGAAUGUCUGGUGAGGAGAAACUUUCUCUUGGACCUGCUAUAUUGACUCAUGGGAUCAUAAUCGCCAAGAAUCCAACAAUAAAGGUGCCGCAAGAGAGUUUGCAAAUGUUUUCGAAUUUAGAUAAUUACUCUGUGAGACCUUGGGGGAAGAUGGGAUACGAGGUCCUAUCUGCUAGUAUACGGAGGAUGAAAGCAAAAGCAUUUGCAAAACCUAUGUAUGAAGUGCAAGGAUUCGUAUGGGCAAUCACGUUGUGGGCUUUGUCGGCUGUGCCAGCGCUAGGUACUACAUUUGUGAGUCGGUAUGAUUCAAGCUCGUCUGCAGGCCCGUUGUGUUUACAGUGGAAAGCCACUCAGACUCCUAAUAUUUCAGAAGUUUUGGAUGUGCACAAUCAACGGGAUGUUAUAGUCAAUACUGUUGUUGGGGAUCCAGAGGAAUAUAAGAAUCUGGUUCCACCGACAAAUCCCAUUGACAAAGACUUUGCAACGGUGGUGCAACUUGUAAUGGAAGGUUAUAGGUUAAGCAGAUCUGAGUGGAUAGAGGGAAAAGUAGAUGGUGUUUUAGUAUCUGAACAAAUACGGACACAACAUAACAGACGAGCGGAGCCUAGUAGAACAACACGUGAGGCUCCUCUCGUGACUGACACUGGCAAAAUUGACAAGAUUAUGGAGAUGCUUAAAGCCUUCAUUGGCAAAGUGGAGACCAUAGAGGCUUUUGUGGGGAUUAAGGCAGUAGAGAAAAUCCCAAAGAUGAUGAAGGUGAUGAAAGUCACGAUUCCAACUGCCAUGGAUUUGCUUUGCGACCACCACUGA
Thlaspi arvense is the source of this 903-nucleotide messenger RNA. Lineage: Eukaryota; Viridiplantae; Streptophyta; Magnoliopsida; Brassicales; Brassicaceae. The record is from the annotation of a GenBank genome assembly.